This is a messenger RNA of Xylaria bambusicola, 1252 nucleotides long. RefSeq lists its product as uncharacterized. Lineage: Eukaryota; Fungi; Ascomycota; Sordariomycetes; Xylariales; Xylariaceae. Bases 419 to 1015 code for a protein of 198 amino acids. The transcript is spliced from 2 exons. The record is from RefSeq and is a predicted model, not a curated record.
AACUGAGACUGAAAUUUCACACAUUGCUGCAGCUCAGCAAUGGCAGAAAUGAUAUCAUAGUAACUGAGGUUCUCGCUCAGAUACAUGUACGUAGGAAGCGAAAAGGAAUCGUCUUAGCGUCGUGACGAACAUGGUAGAGCACGUCGAUGUCCCCGGAGCUCCUGUAAAAAAAAAAAAAAAAAAAUCUGGGCCUAUGAUUUCAUGAUGAAUUCAUAAUCGCGCUGAGAACCGAUGACGUCGACAGUAGUUCGAGAGAGCGGCGUGCUAUAUAUUCCACGGAUAGUGCGUUCCUCGGAAGGCUAUAUUUCAAUUGCACGCAUUAUUCCCUGAUUCUCUAUCAUUCAGUUCUCAACUCUUUGUGGUGGCCAAGGAAACAAUCGCAGCAGCUACUUCAACGACAUCGUAACACGCCAUCAAAAUGACACCAUCAGCAGACGACUUCAGAAAGAUUGCUGAGGAGGCUGAGCGGAACCUCAACACCUAUGAAAGCAAGACCGGUGCUCACAGAACAUCUCCUAACGAUGACUCAGGCGUCGAAACUAGAGUUGAAAACCAGUUCCCCGGUAGUUCAGUCAGAUACGGUGAUGAUCUGAGUACCAAUGCUGGUUAUAACAAGCGAAUCCCUCCUGAAGAAGGUGGUGACUUAGAUGCUCGCGGCCGACAAACACGCGGUGAGCACUUUGAGGGUGUCGGAGGACCCGAGCACAAGUUCGAACAACAAAUGAGGGAUUACGGCGGCUACAACGAGCUCGACUCGACUAACAAGCGUCGCUAUGACAUUGGCUCAAACUCCGUUACUGACGACACAAGCGUUGCAUACAGUGGAGAGGUCAUGGCCGAAGGCAGGAGGGCUGCGCAAUCCAAUGUUCAAGGCACUGUACCUCGCAAGAACCAAUACCCAGGCUCGGAGUAUCAUACCCCACGCGAGGCUGUUGGUGAUAUGUCGGCCGAGGGUUACGAAGCGCCUAGCAGCGUGACGGAGGCCUCGCGAGAAAGCGCGCGCUAUAAUGAAUAGAUGUCGCACGAUGUAUGUGAACUUGGUAUGCGAUAUGUAUCAAUAACUAAAAGAAUAACAAUUGAAAUGCACCAUUGAAAGUUAUCGCUAAUCCACAAUGUGAACCAUUACUUGUACGAAUGAGCUGAUCCUAGAAAAUGCGUGCACGAGUAGUGAACAUCACCAACGGCCUUGCCCUUCAUGUUUGCAAGUAAUGACGAUCUCGCAGACGAAACAGAAACGUUCGCAAACUCGGCG